Molecule: messenger RNA, 2138 nt
Organism: Ruditapes philippinarum (Manila clam)
Lineage: Eukaryota; Metazoa; Mollusca; Bivalvia; Venerida; Veneridae
Product: transient receptor potential cation channel subfamily A member 1 homolog
Exons: 14
Coding region: 109-1527 (472 amino acids)
Molecular function (GO): protein binding
Source: RefSeq, a predicted model, not a curated record
UAGAUACAAUUGUUGUAAUUGUUACAAUUUCAACAAGUUAUUCAAGGAAUUGAUUGAGACUCAAUUGUUUUAGAAAUUUGAUGAAACCAUUGCUGGAUAAACACAAAGAUGGCUACAGCAAAACUGCUAACUGAAAAUGAAGGAACAGAACUGAAGGAAAUGAACCAAAGUGUCAUACUUCCUAAGGCAGCAAGGGCAAGAAAAGGUGAUGCCAGCAAAAUAUACGAGUGUGUCUGUUCUGAAGGUGAAACAAACCUUGAUAAUUUGAGGAAAAUUAUUUACUCUGGAAAAUCAGAUGUAAACUAUAUAGAAAAUGGAAGAACGGCUUUACAUGAAGCAGUAAGGAAGGAUGAGGUUGAAACUGUCAAGCUUUUAAUGUCAGCUGGUGCUAGUAUUGAAUUCAAAGAUGUAGAUGGGAAUACUGCUUUACAUUAUGCUUAUUUGAAAACAUGUCCUGAAGAAAAUGCGGCAAAAAUUUUCAAAUUAUUAUUUCCCCAAGGAAAGAACCUUGAGACCAUUAGAAUAAGUAAAACCAGAAAAAGGUCCAACAUUCAAAAAUGCAGAUGUCAUACAAGAACGUUUGAACACACGUGGCUCGACGCAGCAACAUCUACAAAUAAUGAUGGGGAUAACAUACUUAACCUUAUAUUACAAGUCAACCCAAACGAAUGUCUGUGGUCUAUAAGGGAAAUUGUUCAGUACCUGAUCAAAGAAACAGAGAUGUUUUACCUCUUAAAGCUUCUUAGAAACACACAACGUCCUCUACAUAACUCAACAUCUGAAGUUGGAAGUCCUUUUGAAAGCAAUGACAACAAUUCAAUUACUUCACCUUUUAGACGGCUUUUAGAGCUUUAUCCAGAAUUUGUCUCUGACUUAUUGGAUAGAUGCAUAGUAAAAACUACAGGAAAAGUUAAUUACCACUUUGAGCUCUUGGAUGAUACUUACCUUUUACAUACAUGGCCACCUCAGCAGGAGUACUACUGCAAAUGGUUAUAUCAAUGCCAAUGGGAAUAUGUUGAUGCUGAAGAAAGGAAGAGGCGUGAUGCCUACACAGAACAUCCGUCGGAAAUAAGAAACAACCAUCCUGUUAUGUUAAUGCUGAAACAUAAAAGAGAUAAAACCUCUAAAGAUCCCGGUAAAAAGGAAGUUUACAGACAACUUGUCGAUCACCCUCUUGUUAAAGCUUUGAUCAAACAUAAAUGGCAACAUAUAGGCAGAAAGUUUCACAUCAUGAGCUUGAUUAUAUACCUGAUAUUUCUAUUAACACUGACAGCGUUCGUAAAUGAUAUCGACAAGCUAUACGUGCGCUUCCAGGAUUCAGACACUAUAUCCUCAACUUCAAACAAAACAGGUUAUAAUACGAGUUCAUAUAAUGAGACAACAUCAUCAACCACUCAUAAUCAUGUCACAUGUGAAACAUACGGAAACUAUCCAAUGAUUACUGUUUUGCAAAUAGUUGUCAUAUUCCUGGCAAUAAUCUUGAUAUUAAAAGAGGUAUUUAAACAAUUAAGUUACUCAUACUCGUAAGCUAACCUUUUAACCACAUUUGGUAACCUAUGUUGCGCCGCAUACAUGUACGAUUUAUAUAGCUAAUGUGUUACCUGUGUUCGUUGAAUACAGCUUACAAUUUGUUUAAUACUCUAAGAGGAUGCAUAUUAGAGUACACAGUUCCGUUUUAUGAGAUAACCAAGUUUGUUUAUUAACCUAGAUGGUUAUUCUCACCAUUUUAGUCCAGAUAGGACAACAACAAAGCUACGACUAUGACUUUGAAGAGUACGUCUGUGUUGACGAAUAUGACAACGACUACAACAACCACGACUACAACUAUAGGCAUUACUUCGACUACAAUUUUAACGACGAAAUGUUGUACUUCUACGACCACGAUUUCUAAGACUUUUGUCACUACGACCAAGAUUACUACGAAAAUUAAAUAGGGUUACGUAUUACAGGAUGGCAUACAUUGUAAAGUCUAUUUCUACGACUUAAAGUAUAGCUUCAACGACGACUACCACUAUAGGACUUCUAGGAAUACAAAUAUGAUCACGACGGCCCCUAUUCCUGUAACAACUUUAUUUACGCUGACUGCAAUUUUGACGACUGACAACUGCAAAACAAAGACAAUGACCACGAAAACGAAA